Molecule: messenger RNA, 1203 nt
Organism: Ectocarpus siliculosus
Lineage: Eukaryota; Phaeophyceae; Ectocarpales; Ectocarpaceae
Source: the annotation of a GenBank genome assembly
CAGGCGUUACAGCAGCAUGCGCUACGACAACAUCAGUCAUUGCAGCAGCAGCACCAGCAAGUGUUGCAACAACCGCCCAGAACGGCAGCGGCGGCCUCGGCGGCGGCUGGAUCGGCUAGACCGGCUGCAGCUGGGUCGGCCACGGGCAUGCCCUUUCCAUCGCAUCAACUGGGUGCACUGAUGGCGGCCAGCGGCGGUGACUGCGGCAACAGUGGAACCAACAACGGCUAUCGCGAUGUGGCAGCAUUGGACGCAACCGGUCUUGGACUGUGGGGCUGGUGUUUUCCGAGCCCAACUCCCAUUAUGGGAGCAGGAGUAGAAGGGGGGGCGCCUGCUUCGGCAGGAGCGGGGGCGGGGGCGAGAGCGGGGGGGACGAUUUUGGCCGGUGUGCCGGGCCUCGGCAGCGUUGGCAACUUCCAGGCUCUUGCGGCCACCCCCGCCGCCACCCCCGCCGCCGCUGGACCACAGCAGUACCCAAGACCAAUGCCACGGGGACAGCAGUUUCUGGAGCCGGGAGAUGUCAGGCCGCCGAAUGCUGCUGGGGCGUGGGGGGGCGUCUCAGGGGUCAACAACGCUGGCGGCGGGGUUAGCAGCAGCGAAGGAGACGUUGCCGGGCUGGGAGUGGACGAGCUUGGCGCUGCGGCAGCCGCCGCACACUCGGGGGGUACGGAGCAGCAAGAAGGCUCCGUGGGGUCGGGAGGGGACCGGGGAGGAAACUCGACGUCGUCUUCGUCGUCUAACCCGUCGGAGCUCAAGAGGCAGGAGCGGAACGCGCGGGAGCAGCGAAGAUCACUCAUGACGUCUCGUCAAAUCGACAAGCUCCGCAAGCUCCUGCAGGAGUGCGGCAUCCAGACCAAGGCCAACAAGAGCAGCGUCCUCUCCGAGGUGGCGAGCUACACCGCUCAGCUCCAGCAGCAGAUCGAACAGCUAGAAGAAGAGCGCGCGCGAUGGAUGGCCGAAACCUCGGACGUUCCGGAAGUCGGCCGGCAAGAUCCAAAUGGCGGGACGAUUGACUGCAAGCAGGUUUUCGCACACGCUAGCGUGGCGUUGGCGAUGGCCACCGUGGAAGGACGCCUGAUCGAGAGCAAUCUGCAGUUCGAGGCGCUGAGCGGCCAUCGCAACGAGGAGCUCAAGCAGCUGACCCUUCUGAGCCUCACCGCUCCGUCAGAACUUCAGGAGACUUUCCACUGUCCCUCUCCUUGA